Molecule: messenger RNA, 1323 nt
Organism: Osmerus eperlanus (European smelt)
Lineage: Eukaryota; Metazoa; Chordata; Actinopteri; Osmeriformes; Osmeridae
Gene: cbln12
Product: cerebellin 12
Exons: 4
Coding region: 683-1291 (202 amino acids)
Biological process (GO): maintenance of synapse structure
Cellular component (GO): synaptic cleft; glutamatergic synapse
Molecular function (GO): protein binding
Source: RefSeq, a predicted model, not a curated record
GAGAUCAUAUAGAGAGAGCUCAACUUGAAUGAUUAUUUAAAUAUCUGUACAAGGGAGACGCUACUAUUGGUUGUGUGGGAGAAGAGAGCAAUCAGGAAUUUAGUGGCUUUUAAACCAAAGAACAACGACUGAUUACACCCGAUUGGAAUACAAGGAGAAACAUUUUGACACUGAAACAGGUACUCCUUGCUGAGGCAGUAGACUGGAACCUACCCAAACGUCUAUUUGUCCUUGUCAUAGGGCCCCAUACGGCUAAACACACACAUGCACACAGUAUCCAACCAACCCAGACACCACGGGGGAAACACCCCACAGAUCUGAGCAAGGGAGACAGUAGAAGCUAAAGACGAAUUGAAAGAGUUGAAGAGAAAGAGAGCACGUUGACUUUGUCUGCUGCUGCUCAGCCAAACUUAAUUUAUUGUCUGACCAUGACACCUACCUGUUAAUUCCCUCUUUCUUCUUAAUCUGGGGAAUUUAAAGGUGAGAAAAGGGAUUUUGAAGACCAAUUUUCUUCCCUGAGCAAUACUAAUCUGCUGUUUGAUCUUAUAAGAAACAGAAACAUCUGUUUUUCACCAUUUACAAACAGAGUGACAGAAAGUAAAGAUACUUAUGUGUCUCAAUCAAUUAAUUAAUUAAUCUUUAGCUUAAGGAAACAAAGAUUUAAUCAAACAUCGUAAGAAUCAUGCAUCACUGGUCAGCUUGUUCAUCGACCUUUGACCCUACUCUGCUACUGGGGUUGUUGCUUCUGUUGGGCCCCCUAGGGGCCUGUGGCCAAAAUGACACAGAGCCCCUUGUCCUGGAAGGAAAGUGUUUGGUUGUGUGUGACUCCACACCCUCCUCUGAGCCUGGAGGCAACGCUCUGGGCAUGUCGGUCCGCUCUGGCACUGGCCGGGUGGCGUUCUCCGCCACUCGUCAGACCAACCACGAGCCCACCGACAUGAGCAACCGCACCAUGAUCAUCUACUUUGACCAGAUUCUGGUGAAUGUAGGUUCUCACUUUGACCAGGAGAGCAGUGUUUUUCUGGCACCAAGGAGAGGUGUCUACAGCUUCAACUUCCAUGUGGUGAAGGCCUACAAUAGACAAACUAUUCAGGUCAGUCUAAUGCUGAAUGGGUGGCCGAUGAUCUCAGCCUUUGCUGGAGACCAGGAUGUGACAAGGGAGGCGGCUACAAAUGCAGGCCUCAUCAUCAUGGAGAGGGGCGACAAGGCCUACCUCAAAUUGGAGAGAGGCAAUUUAAUGGGUGGAUGGAAGUACUCCACCUUCUGUGGCUUUUUAGUGUUCCCUCUGUAAAGAGACUUAAGAAGUGGACAGAGGGAGAGGAG